This is a messenger RNA of Fopius arisanus, 1314 nucleotides long. RefSeq lists its product as uncharacterized. NCBI's taxonomy places the organism in Eukaryota, Metazoa, Arthropoda, Insecta, Hymenoptera, Braconidae. The record is from RefSeq and is a predicted model, not a curated record. The transcript is spliced from 4 exons. Bases 1 to 630 code for a protein of 209 amino acids.
AUGGGCCAAGCUUGGUUGCCAAAGCCAAGACUCUUGCUUGAAACUGCAAGUCUUGAACCAGGGUCUCCAGAAACUCCACUGGAGGAGAAGGAGAUUGCGAAAAUUAGAGACUCUCGAUUGAGUCCUGAGCCAGAGUCCCUAAAGAGUCCAACACCUAAGGAGAAAGGAAUUACAGAAAUGAUGCGCUUAUUCCAUAAUCUGUCAGUGAAAACAGUGUUCAUUUUCCACUAUUUAGACCUGUCUAAGGUGCGAGUGAGUGGUUUCAGCCUCAGCCUCUUAAAAGUUGCUGCUGCAGCAGCGUUCGACAUUGCAGCCUGCGAUGAGGAAUGGAGGCGUGUAGCAGCAGCAGCAGCUGAGACCCAGCGUCUGCUCCCAGGUCUCGGUACGCAGAUGAGAACUCAGAAUGCACCCCUUGGUGCACCACUGAUACUCUCGCCAAGGAUAUCCGUUCCAACAACAGCAGCCUCUCUGCUGAAUGGCUCAGGCCCACCAGGCUCAUUGCUGUCAGCUGGUGAUCCACAUGGUCUCAUCUACACCCCAUAUGCAGACUACGCAAACUACGCAGCACUUGCAGCAUCACCACUUCUCACCGAGUACGCUGACCAUUCUGGUGGGUUAUUUGCUCGCUGACGCUAGAUGCACGAGACCGAGCUCUCAUUUAUUAAUUAUUAUUAUUACCCUAUUUCUCUUUGAAUUAUCAGACUCAUGAUGAAUACUUGACACUCUCUUCACUAGAUCCAAUUGCCAUUAUUUUUAUUGGAUGGAAACACCAUCACGACAGAGUGUUCACUGUACGUUUAUAAAUAUUACAUCGUCUUAUUGUCUAGGGCCCCUAGAGUUUAACUCGAAAAGAAGAACAAAAAUAGUUUAAAUCAGUCAUUUACUAGUCGCGUCAUUGUUUGUUUAUUUUUUUUUUUCUUCAUUUUUUUUAGGGAGAUUUUUCUUUUUUACUGAGCUCUCAAUGAAGAUAAGUGGUUAUUGUUUUUCUUUUUUUUUCUCCAUGUUUUUUUCAUUAAUCAUCCGUAAUUACAUAAUUCCCCCCCGGCGUUCGCGAUAGGACGAUGCGAGGAUGUAGAAUGAAUGCUAGUCCAUAAACCGUCGAUUUUUAAGAUGCCAUGUGCAUUGUUUAGGACCAAUGGUGAAGGUUAAAUCGGUGGAGUUGUACUUUAGUAGAUUAGAAAAUCGUGCGGAUUGUUUUGGAGAUCACACCGUCCUUGAGGGGCACUGGGCCCGCUAAUGCAAAAAGUAUUUCCAACCCAUUAAGAGUAUCAACAUGUAGUGAUGUAGAAUACGAUACGAAAAGCGCCUUGUUAU